AUGAUUAAAUUAUUUAAAGAAGAAGGUAAAACAAUAACAGCAUGGGAUGUACUAUUAAAUCAAUUGUCUUCAUUAACCGUUAAGGGUGUUUGCUUUAAAUCUGAUUCCCCAGAUGUUUUCUCAACGUUUCAAGGUUAUAAAUACAACAUUCUUGAAAAGCCUGAUUACUCAAAAAUUGAGAUGUUUAUGAAUUUCAUUAAAGAAGCCAUUUGUGAUAAUAACGAUGAAGUGUAUAAAUACCUUCUCGGCUGGAUUGCAUCAAUGAUUCAACAUCCUGGAAUCAAGAAUGAAACAGCAAUUAUUUUGAAAGGACUUCAGGGAACAGGUAAAAACAGAUUUACAGAUAUUAUUUCUGAACUUCUCGCUGGUUAUUCAUGUAAAAACAUUACUGAAAUAGGUGAGCUAACGGGUAAUUUCAACUCAGUUGUUGAAAAUAAAAUGUUUCUUGUACUUAAUGAACUCAAGAAUGUUGGUGAAGAUAGACUCGCAAACUUCAACGCUUUGAAAUCAAUUAUUACGGAUAAUGAGAUUAGAAUUAAUGAAAAGAAUCAACCCAGAAGAACAGCACAGAACGUUGCAAACUUCAUUUUCGUAACUAAUAACGUCUACCCUGUCAAAAUUGAAGUUGGAGACAGAAGAUACGUAGUUUUAAGGGUUAAUGGUAAAUUUAAGGGUCAAUUUGAUUACUUCAAGAAUUUAAUGGAUUCAUGCACUAAGGAAUUUUAUGAUAAUUUACUGACGUAUUUUAUGCAAUAUGACCUUUCAUCAUUUAAUGUACGAAUCAUACCGAUGACUGAAGCCAAACAAGAUUUAAUCGAGUUAUCAACAAAUCCUUUAGAUGUAUGGAUAAAUACACAUUAUGAUGAAUUGUGUGCAGGUAUGACAUGUAAAAAUGCUCUAUUCUGCAAACCAUCAGACAUGAAAGACAAAAACUUUCAAAUGAGUAUUAAGGAUAAAUGUGAUAAGAAACAGAGAAGAAUAGAUGGUAAACAGACAUGGCAUUAUGUUUUGAAAGAAGAAAUGAAAGGAUUAUAUAAACAGGUUGAACCAAACGAUAAUGAGGAAUCAUUUACUGACGAUGAAAUACCUGUAAAUGAAGCUUUAUAA
Trichomonas vaginalis G3 is the source of this 1107-nucleotide messenger RNA. RefSeq lists its product as uncharacterized. The record is from RefSeq and is a predicted model, not a curated record. The transcript has a single exon. Lineage: Eukaryota; Parabasalia; Trichomonadida; Trichomonadidae. The coding region runs from base 1 to 1107 and encodes 368 amino acids.